Schistosoma guineensis is the source of this 1827-nucleotide messenger RNA. The record is from the annotation of a GenBank genome assembly. NCBI's taxonomy places the organism in Eukaryota, Metazoa, Platyhelminthes, Trematoda, Strigeidida, Schistosomatidae.
AUGUUUUUACUGGCUUUAUUAGUUUUCGUUAGAUUUUUAUCCUCAUCGUCUUUAGACUUCAGUACUUCGUUAUCAAUCUUGGAUGGCGACUCAUGGAUUUUUACAAGUUCAAAAACUAUUUAUCUUGGACGACCUUUAAAGCUGCGAUGUUCAGCUACCAGUCCGGAUAAUAUAACUAUCAGCCGCAAGGAGUAUGACAGAAAUGUAACGACACAACUGGUAACUAAAUUCGGGAGCGAAGUUCAGUGGGAAAUCGGUGAAACUGGGUUCUCUGAAUCUGGUGUUUAUGAAUGUAUCUCUAGAGGGAUCUCAAAUAUACUCACAGUGUAUAUAUAUUCAAUUAUUGGGACAAAUGAUGUCACUGUGCCAACAAUAGAAUAUCUAGAUAAAAUAGGAACCUUUAACUUCACAAGAAGACAGCUGGAUGAUAAUACAUUUCUAGAUAUGGAUCGCAAUUGGAUGUCAUGUACAUGUGUUGUUGGGAGUGUAAAGUUAUUAGAUAUUGUCACUGUCACUUGGAAAGGAGGCCUUUUUGAUGAUUGGUCAGUUAACCAUAGCCAAAUAAACCAAGUUUAUUCCCGGAUAACAACAAGAGACCCAUCAAUUAGAGCCAUUAGAGCCCGUCUUCGACUUAAUUUGCCGCUCCUUGAUCGACGAAUAUUUGGUCAGUAUCAGUGUUUAUUUAGUUUUUCAAAGUCAGAAUAUGCUGUAGCAACAGUUCAUUUAAAUGUACCUCCCAUUUUACGUCUGAUUUAUGAUCCCCCACCGUUACCUCCGUCUAAUUCAUCUGGUCGUUAUACGUGUGUGAGUAGUCCAUGUCAAUUAUCAGUUAAUGAAAAUAAUUCAAAUUGGACAAAUGCUUGUGAAAUUGUUGUAGCUUAUCCACUAGUAAAACCUAAAAAUUUUGCUUGGGCAUGGACACAACCACAAUGGGCAGGUUACAUUAUAAGACGGGUGCAAGAAGUGGGCAAAGCAAAUGUACUUUCUGAGUUUUCAGUGUUAUUAAACGAUGGUGAAACAGAUGGAUAUGGACCAUGGCAAGUAUUAGAGCGUAGGCGUAGAUUAACUACUAUUAAUAAUGAAGUGAAGAAUUCUGAUCUAACUAAAUCUGGCCCCAUUCUGUUUUGGUGUUGGGCUAAAAAUGACAUUGGAGAGACAACAACAUGGUGGCCUGGUCCUGUUGAAAAUUAUGGAUAUUCAAUUUGGUCAUCUGUUUGGUGGCCUUUACUUGGUGUUUCCCUUGAAUUAUUAAGUUUAGUCAUAGUGUUUGCAUUUUUCCGUUAUUGUCGUCGACAAAGAAUUCGUUAUGGACUAAAUAACGAUACAACAGAGACUGUAGCUUCAUUUGGUCGUUCACGUCUACUAGACAUAGAUGUAGAUGGUGACCAAGUUGAGAUGAUGAAAGUAAUUAAUCCUGCAUCUAUAACCACAUCAACAACAUCAUCCAAUUCAUCAUAUAAUUUGCAUACUCGUGGACCGAUACCUUAUAUACGUUUAUGUAACCAAAAAAUUAAUCAUAUAAAGGAUAAACAUACCGCUAAUACUACUACUAGUACUGCUACUACGGAUAAUCUUGGCAAUGAUAACAAUAAUAAUCAUUAUUUAACAAAAGCCAACAUAAAUAAUCAAGUGACCGGUGGUUAUUCAAAUUCUAUAAUUCAAGAUUCAAUAGAUGCUGAAGUUGAUGCUAUGGUGAUCAAUGUACAAAAAUUAUCAAAUGAACGUGACUUAAAUGCUGAUGAUGAUUAUUUUUGGGAUUCUGAUACUGGAAAUAACGAUGAAGAUAAACGAAUUAAAAUAAGGAGUAAUCAUCAAACAAUUGCUUAA